AUGGACCACGACAUGGACAUGGACCUGGCCCUUCACGCGGGCCUCCAAGCGGACAUACAGGACGUAGACUCUGGUUUCCGAAACCCCAAUCUCGAGCCUCACCACCUCUCCAACCAUAAUCACAACCACAAUCACAAUCACAAUCACAGGCACCAACGUCAACAAUCUCACGAUCACGACUACGACCGCCGCAUCGAUCGCGAUACCGAUUCUUUACCCCAAGCCUACCUCCACGACCAGGUGCCGACCGAUCACUCUCACCACCAAGAUUCUUCUUAUCCCGCUACUCCUGCAUCCCAUUUCGACCACAGCGGCCUCUACUCCCACGCUCCUGUGCCGCACCCCGACGACCACAACUCCCAUCCCACGGGCGCCCAUCAUGCUUUCAACCCCGUAAAUCCAGACGAUUUCUACAAGAGCUAUCGUGCAACGAACCAAAAUAAUACAGAGUCACCUUCUGUGGCUGCUGCGGCCCCGCGUCCGUCAUUGCGCUCUAACGGUAAUGGCUCUACACCAAAACAUCCUGUUAUUUCUCAAACACAUACAAACAUGCGUUCAGCGUCGAAUCCUGUCGACAACAGAUCUGCCCUCCCGGGCUACAAACCUACAGGAACUCACCCCAGCGUGAGAGAUUUGAAGAAGCGGUUCGACCAAAACGGUGCUGCACCUUCAUCGAUCCCCCGAGCUCCAGCGCAUAUGGGAGCUGCAGCUAAGACUCGGCAUGAUGGUGCCGGUCCACAACCGCGAAAUGGUGGAACGGGUUACUCGGCUUUACGUGAUGGCAGCAGCACUUUUAACAAGCAAACGGCUUCCUCUUCAGCUCGUUCUCAAAGAUCAAGAUAUGUUGCUGAGGACCAGGUCUCGAGUAAUUCUCAGUCUUUCGCAAGUCGUAUAGGGAAACCACGAAAUGCGGCUAGCGGAAACUCAAAUGCCUCCAAGUCUUCUUCCAACUUGGCACAAGAGGCUCCACCACAACAAUCGACUUCCUCUUCCAUCUCCCCCACAUCUUCGCGUUCUCAAGGCCUACUGUUCGGCGAGAUUCUUCCCGAUCAGUAUAAUUUUUCAGCCCUCGGUUAUGGCAUUGAGGGCGUCCGCCCAAGGAGGACUUCCGAAUCGAGCUUGUAUCAUCCCUUCAACCAUCAAAGAAGCCUAUCUGAUCCGCCAGAUGUCGCCGACCUUACAUCUCCGGAUAUCUGGUACCGUAGCCUCAACGGCGACGAUAACAACAGUCAACCGCCUCAAGUUCGAGCCCCUCGUCAGAAAGGCCACGCGCGGUCACGUAGCGACAUACCUAGGUCGCCUUCAGUGCCUGCUGCGUCCCGCGAGACGCCUUCUCGAAAACCGACCACCAAUAAUACAGCUGGAGCUGGAUCAUCUUCCAAGCUACCACGCUCUGUCAAGAAGUUGAAUAGUUCAAGCGAUUCGGCGCCGUCCACACGCUCGAAUUCUCCUAAUCUCAAAAGACCACAGGUUAAUGGCCGGACAUCGAGGGCGGAGACACCUACGACUGCAUCAAGGGCGAAGACCCCAACUACAUCAAGGGCGAAGACUCCGACCACGACAAGGGCGAAGACUCCAACAAGAGCCAAGACACCCACCCAGAGCGGCGCUGCCCGAAAACCGGCACCCCGAAACCUCGUUACGCCAACGAAUAACAAUCGUCUCCAAGCCAACAUUAUUGCACCUCCUCCGAAGCUCUCCCCUCCGCUUAGGAGUUCUCGGCCUCGUCAGCCUGUGUCCGUGGCCACAACAGCAAGCUCACGGAUGAGGACGGUGGAGAGAGCCAGGUCGCCAAAUCCGGGCUCUGUCCCACCGUCCAGGAUUGCCGAACCAUCCUCACGUCGUGGAAAGAUAGCUAUAGGGCCAAUCGAUUUCGAACAGCGACGAGAACAUAUUCGACUGGCUUAUACCAAGUCCAUCCGCGACAGCCAGGUGCUUGAAGCACGACAAAAGGCGGCAGAUCGAAGGCGAAAGGAAAUGGAGGCUGCCGCCGAGGCAAAGGCUGCUAACGCCGCUGGCGCUACAUCCUCACUCGCACAUUCGCCAUCCAUAACUUCAGAAUCAGGCGGUGCAGACUUACAAGAUCUCUCCGACAUUCCUCCAGUCCCGCCUCUUCCAGAAAGUCACCAACCAGUACCGGGAGUACCAACUGUUCAACCGCCGGUUUCGAGCCCGGAUCUUCCGCAUGCUGUGCAAGUUCAAAAUGCGUUGAAUGCGAUUGACCAAGCAGAUGGUCCGGUUUUCUCGGAUGGCUACGAUGCUUCAUAUGGACAGAUUCCUGCCGAUCCGCUCCGGCAACCUACACCGUUCAUUGACGAUCCAACGAUGAGUCCCGUAGAUAUCGCGAUGUCACUGCCACCCGCUUCGCUCAUGCUAUCUACCAGCUCUCAGGCAACACCCACCGCUGAGCCAUCGAAAAGUGACUUUGAUUCACCCACGCUUGGCGUUCCCGGUAGCUUCCCUGCGCUCAGCCCUCCUAUUGAGAUGUCAGAACGACCUUUGAGUAUAGUUUCGGCAGCAUCAGAAACAACAGAGUUUGAUAACGAACCCCAAACGACUCCCCCAAGGUCUGCGCAAACACCACUUCAGGUUCCCAUCACAGUUGUCAAACCGCCUACUCCGCAAACUCAGAAAGCUGCGUCUCCUCCAAGAGCGGAGUAUCAAUACCCAUUCGAAGACGACCCUGAUUCACCGGUUCGACCAAAGCCUACGUCAGUAGCGCUUCACGCAAGUGAACAUUCUUCAUCUGGACAUCAUAUUGCUGACGAGCUUGUAAUUCCUGGUUCAUUCGGUGCCAGCCUCGACGAAGAUGACAGCCGUCAAAAUGUCCAAUCUUCUUGCGAAACCACAAUAACGAUUCUGCCGCCUAGUGAUGAUUCACGACCGAUCAGCAAGCCCGAAGAAACGGUCCCUUUCCCAAGGAUAGAGCCUGACUAUGAAUCAGACUGCCAGUCUGAUUCGGAAUACGGUGAACUGCAGAGACAGUAUCACCGUUCCCAUGACGACGAUGCUGUCACCGACUGCUGCACUGAGGAUAUGGACGAUGAAAGUAGGAAGGGCUGCAGAUCCGAGGCCCCAUCUGAUGAUCGAGUCUCAUCACACCGGGCUUCUACCUGUGAAUCUAUUGACACUAACGAGCGGCAAUACACUUUCGAUGACCACCAGCGCCCUGACUCUACAGCAAAUCUUAUGGUACCGGCUUUGUCUGCGCCUAAUAGAACCAGUCAGCAAUCAACAUGGACGGACUUUUCUGUAAACAGUGGAGAUGUGUCGCCAGCGGUCCGGUCAUCAGUAUUCACCGACAUCGACGACGAAAAUGACACGGGGGAUCACGGCCAUGUCACAAUCUUUGAAACGACAUCUAUCCAUAGAAACAGCCGGCCUACCAACCGCCCUCCGGAGGUUCGCAACAGUCAACCAGAGCCCCGCCCUUCUGUUGAUUCAACCCGGUCGCCGUAUCUCGGUCACCAGCUCCCUGAGUUGAACACUGGGGAUGAUUUCUCAAUUCCUUACCUCUCCAACAGAGCCAGCAAGAGUUUCUCGUAUUUCCCGUCGCCCAAUCACGAGCCUCCUCCUAUUCCAGCAUCAACAUCCGGCUCCGCAUGUAACUCGCAACGAGCAUCUGGUGUCUACUAUGACCAGUCGCAAAGCGGAAGCACAUUUGUCAAUUCGGAACGAGGCUCGGAAGAUUACAUACCUAUGAUGACGACGCCUCAAUCAAUGGAUAAUGCAUCACUGUCAACAGGCAAUCAGUACUUCGCCGAUGCAGCUACUUUGAACGGAGACGCUGCCUCCGAAACAAAUGAUAAGCAAGGAAUAACAGAAAAGGAGAGGCAACGGCUUACCCAGCGUCGCAACAUUUUGAAGGAACUCGUCGACACAGAAGCUGUUUUCGUGCGCGACAUGAACAUUGUAGAAGAGAUCUACAAAGGUACAGCAGAAGCUUGCCCGAAACUCGAUGCUACCACUGUGAAGCUCAUUUUCCGAAACACGGACGAAAUCAUCGCAUUCCACACAGCAUUCUUUGCCCAGAUCAAGGAGGCGGUCCUUGCAGUGUAUGCCAUGCAGGGAAGGCGAUCGGCUCUCGCCAGGGAAGGCUCCAUGAUGUCGGAGCCUUCACAAACUAAUCCCGCCGAUAUCGAUGAUACCAAGGAUCGUACCGUUCAGAUUGGACCUAUCUUCAAAGCUAACAUGGAAAGUAUGAAGCUGGCUCAUGAAGGGUUUUUGAGAAACAGUGAUGGAGCAGCAAAGCGACUCAUUGACAUACAAAUGGAUCCUACGGUCAAGGUGUGGCUUAAUGAGUGUAAUGAAGUUGCGAAAGACUUGACAGCCGCUUGGGAUUUGGACUCCCUCCUGAUCAAGCCUAUGCAGCGCAUUACUAAAUACCCCAACCUUAUCGGAACGUUGUUGGUUCACACUCCAGAGGACCACCCUGACCGUCAAAGUCUUCUGGAGGCUAAAACCCUACUUGAAAACUCCAUAAUCGAAAUCAACAAGACGAAGAAGAACUUUGAAUUGGUUGGUCAGAUUGUAGGCAGAAAGCGAAAGGAAUCCGAUGUCAAAGCAGGGUUCGUACGAGCGUUCGGCAAACGAGUCGACAAACUUCAAGCGCCAGGUGCUCGCCAAAUGGAUGAUACUGAGUAUCAGAAACUUAACGAGAAGUUCAGCGAUGACUACCUGCGCCUGCAAGUCGUUCUUCGAGAUGUCGAAUUCUACACGCGACAAGUGUCCGAGUAUGUGCAUGAGUUUUUGCGAUACCUCUCUUCCAUCGAGCUGGUUAUGCGGCUUCAGCCUGGAAAUUAUCCUGAACUCGAAAGCAAGUGGGUACAGUUCAAUAUCUCAAUACGGGAUCUCGAAAAGGUUGCUCUCGAGGACCAUUUGACGCAAGUCCGAAAAACCGUCAUUGAGCCCUUUGAACAAGUUAUUAAGGCCUACGGCAACCCGUCAUUGGCGAUGAAAAAGCGUCAGAAGCGGCGGGUUGACUUUGAGCGCUACGAGCAAUUGAAGCGAGCAGGCAAGAGCAUCGACGGGAAACUUAACGAGCAGGUCGAGCAGUACGAGGCCUUGAACGAUACUUUGAAAAAGGAGCUUCCUAGGUUGUCUGGCUUGACUGAAAAGGUGGGCCACAUUUGUCUGGCCAAUCUUGUCAAUAUCCAAACGACCUGGUACGGCAUCUGGAAGGACAAGAUGAAGGUGGUACUUGGUGACUGCCCUGACACGCCAGAUCUUAAAGAAAUCGUGGCAACCUUUAAUCGGGAUUUCCCGUACGCUCAAGAACAGCUGGCCAGUGUUGGUAUUCUUAACCCUAUGUACCGAGGUCGGGUUUCGCAGUCGACCACAAGGAGUACCGACGAAUCAUCUUCCCUUAGGAUGAGAUCGCGUCCAUCUGAAAGUGAUUCACGAGGUCGAGGCCAUUCAGUGAGCAGCGAGAAGGUACCAAGUGUCCCAACUCAAGACUUCACAAAGCGUAACAGUGGCUCCUACACAUCGUCACCUACUGUGGUUACGGCAAGCAACAUUCCCAGCCCACACCAGUAUUACUACCGCGACCACUAUGCAGGUAUCAACAAUCACCAGCAAGGCACGGCAUCUCCUAUAUCCCCAGAGCUCGCAGGCAGUACGCGGUCUUUUGCUGCCUCGACAAGACCAAGCACAGGGCGAAGCUUCGAUUCUGGCGGUGCUCCACGCCAAAGUUCAGACUCAGCUACACAGCAACUUCGAGACUCACAAACUACUUAUAGUUCUCACAACCAGUCUCAGUCUCAGGAAAGCCGGCGGUUCUCCGGGCUUUUCCACUCGGCAUUACCGCCGGCUGAUGGACCUGAAGACAGUGCUCGAUCUUCCCGAGCUUCGUCCAGAGAGCGGGCGCCAGUGGAUGACGGGUAUAACGUGCUUUGGCUGGCUGCAUCGCUCUUUGAGUUCAACAUUGCUACGACAAAGCAUGAAGCUGGUUACCCAUACCUGGUGUAUCAAGCUGGCGAGAUCUUUGAUGUCCUUGGCGAGAAAGGAGAACUCUGGCUAGCGAAAAACCAGGACGAUCCGGACGAUCGAGUCGGGUGGAUUUGGUCCAAGCACUUUGCCAGACUUGCCGAUUCAUAA
Fusarium coffeatum is the source of this 6099-nucleotide messenger RNA. RefSeq lists its product as uncharacterized. NCBI's taxonomy places the organism in Eukaryota, Fungi, Ascomycota, Sordariomycetes, Hypocreales, Nectriaceae. The coding region runs from base 1 to 6099 and encodes 2032 amino acids. Gene Ontology annotation, molecular function: guanyl-nucleotide exchange factor activity. The transcript has 3 exons. The record is from RefSeq and is a predicted model, not a curated record.